This is a messenger RNA of Penicillium angulare, 285 nucleotides long. Its product is annotated as tannase and feruloyl esterase. The record is from RefSeq and is a predicted model, not a curated record. NCBI's taxonomy places the organism in Eukaryota, Fungi, Ascomycota, Eurotiomycetes, Eurotiales, Aspergillaceae. The coding region runs from base 1 to 285 and encodes 94 amino acids. The transcript has a single exon.
AUGUGGUUCCAGACAGUUGCCACUCUGGCGGCCUUUGUGGGCUUUACGACUGCUGCUUCAGUAAACGCAAACCAGGCUAGAUGCAAGGCCUCCAAUUUUCAAAGAUAUAUUGAUGCCAAUGGAACGCAAGCCAGGGUACAGUGGACGACCUAUAUCCGUCAGAAUGGCUCUUUCAAUCCGAUGAAUUAUACUUCCGUCUCUGAGUACCCCACCAAUCUCCCUGAAUCAUGCGGUGCGCAGAUCAAUGUGAAGUCGGAGAGAACUCAAGCUACCUUGUUGGCUUGA